This is a messenger RNA of Suncus etruscus (white-toothed pygmy shrew), 2390 nucleotides long. Its product is annotated as histone-lysine N-methyltransferase PRDM9-like. Gene Ontology annotation, biological process: negative regulation of transcription by RNA polymerase II. Bases 1 to 2256 code for a protein of 751 amino acids. Lineage: Eukaryota; Metazoa; Chordata; Mammalia; Eulipotyphla; Soricidae. The record is from RefSeq and is a predicted model, not a curated record. The transcript is spliced from 9 exons. Gene Ontology annotation, molecular function: DNA-binding transcription repressor activity, RNA polymerase II-specific; zinc ion binding.
AUGAGCUCUUGGCAACACCAGGCAGCUGGACUCAAUGAUCCUUUUCAAGUCUUGACAGCCUUUGGCCUCUGCAGCCUACAGUCCUGCAGCCCUGGCAGCCUUGGGCCUUUGCAGGAGAUGGGAUCUCUACAAUUGGAUGCCACUACGUCCGCAGGAAGUCGCGUGACGUCGCGUGACGUCGCGCCGCCCGCCGGCUUCCCUCUCUCCGGGCCGCCCGCAGCUGGAGCGCCGGCCGCUCGCCUCGCGCCUGGGGCGGCUGCGGGGCCCCCGGGGCCGCUCUCCUCUCCUCUCCGACGCCCGCCCAGGGGCCGCUUCGGGCGCCCGGAGCUGCGGGGUUCCCCAGGACUUCCCGGAAAGGGCCUUGCUGCUGCUCUUCGUGCAGGAUCACAGUUGGAGAUGACGGGGCCUCCUCGUCUGGCGUCUUGUCCCAAGGAUUUAGUGACCUUCCCUGAUGUGGCCGUGAGCUUCUCCCUGGAAGAGUGGCCAUGUCUGGAUGCCUCUCAGAGAACUCUCUACAGAGACGUGAUGCUGGAGACCUACCAGCUCCUGCAGGCAGUAGGGCAUUGCAGAGAGAAGCCUCCGCUGAUCUCCUGGUUGGAAGGAGGAGUACUGGGAAGGCUGCAGAGAGGUGUGUUUGCUGGACUUCCCGGAAAGGGCCUUGCUGCUGCUCUUCGUGCAGGAUCACAGUUGGAGAUGACGGGGCCUCCUCGUCUGGCGUCUUGUCCCAAGGACAUGGUGACCUUCCCUGAUGUGGUUGUGAGUUUCUCACCAGAGGAGUGGCUGUGCCUAGACAUCUCUCAGAGGAAGCUCUACAGAGAUGUGAUGCUGGAGACCUACCAGCACCUGCAGGCAGUAGCAGGACAUUGCAGGGUGAAGCCUGCACUGAUCUGCUGGCUGGAAGGAGGAACCCUGGAAAGGAUGCAGAGGGGCAUGUUUGCAGAACCAAAGCCAGAAAGCCAUCCAUGUUCCUUCUGUUCUCUCGCCUUCUCCAGUCAGAGCUUCCUCAGUCGUCACAUGAAACGUAGUCAUCCCUCUUGGAUACUCCAAGGAAAAUCUGCAAGAAAACAUUCUCAACUAGAGAAUUCCUGUUCACGUGAUCAAAACCAAUGGCAGCAACAUUCUGAUCCGUGUAAUGACAAAUUUGACAAACCAAGGAAUGGCAUACUUGAAAGUCAAAAGCAAAAAGGAAGCCCCUUACCUUUGGCUAAGAAGAUAAGGCAGAAAAGAAUUUCAAGACCCUUUUCUAGCCAAUCUAGCAUUCAAAUUGGGGACUCCAAUAAGCAUGAGACAGAAAUGGAGGAAGAUACUAACAUAGGACAGAAAGAAAAUCCAAAGGACACGGGCAAUGUAGUUGCAGGUAUAGGAAUUCAAAGAAUUUUCAGAGACAAGUAUGUAAGGCCUGGGCAAGACUUCACUGAUGGAUCAAAUCUCAUCAUACACCAGAGGACACACACAGGAGAGAAGCCAUAUUUUUGCAAGGAGUGUGGACGAGACUUCAGUCAGAGUUCACAUCUCAUCAGACACCAAAGGACACACAAAGGGGAGAAGUCCUAUGCUUGCAGGGAGAGUGAGCCUGGCAUUAGUCACAGUUCACUCCUCAUCAAAAACCAAAGGACACAAACACGGGAAAAACCCCAUGUUUGCACAGAGUGUGAGCGAGGCUUCAGACUAAGGGCUCAUCUCAUCAUACACCAGAGAACACACACAGGGGAGAAGCCCUAUGUUUGCAAGCAGUGUGGGCGAGGCUUUAGUCAGAUGUCACAUCUCAUGACACACCAGAGGACACACACAGGUGAGAAGCCCUAUGUUUGCAAAGAGUGUGGGCGAGGCUUCAGUCAAAGGUCAGUUCUCCUCUCACACCAGAGGACACACACAGGAGAGAAGCCCUAUGUUUGUGGGGAGUGUGGUCGAGGAUUCAGUUACAGUUCACAUCUCAUCGUACACCAGAGGAUACACACAGGGGAGAAGCCCUAUGUUUGCGGGGAGUGUGGGCGAGGCUUCAGUCAGAGGUCAAGUCUCAUCACACACCAGAGGACACAUACAGGAGAGAAGCCAUUUGUUUGCACGGAGUGUGGGCAAGGCUUCAGUCAGAAGUCACAUCUCAUCAGACACCACAAGACUCACACAGAGGAAAAGCCCUUCAUUUGUGCGGAUUGUGGGCAAGGCUUCAGAUUAAAGUCACAUCUCUUCACACACCAAAGGGCACACAAGGGAGAAGCCCUAUGCUUGCAGGGAGUGUGGGCAAGACUUCAGUGAGAGAUAGGUCUUAUACACCAAAGGAGACACAGGGGAAAAGCCCUGUGUUUGCAGGAAGUGUGGGCAUGGCUUCAGUGUGAUUCAAGUCUCAUCUCACACCAGAGAAAACACGGGUAAAGCCCUAUGCUUGCAGG